Messenger RNA from Sus scrofa (pig), 2797 nucleotides. It is a transcript of the gene MIS18A, whose product is annotated as MIS18 kinetochore protein A. Lineage: Eukaryota; Metazoa; Chordata; Mammalia; Artiodactyla; Suidae. Gene Ontology annotation, cellular component: chromosome, centromeric region; chromatin; nucleus. Gene Ontology annotation, biological process: CENP-A containing chromatin assembly; chromosome segregation. The record is from RefSeq and is a predicted model, not a curated record.
GGGGCGUUUUUCCCGUCACGCUCCGCGGCGCGGGCAGUUUGUAGCUAAUGGCGGUUGCUUGGUCUCCAAAUAGUUGCAAAGGAUGCUCCUCUACUAGCUGUGCAUGUGGCGACAAGGGCAAGUGGAGCGACUCCUUGCUGUUAGGCAAGCGGCUCUCAGAAGACUCUAGCCGCCAACAGCUGCUGCAGAAGUGGGCGAGCAUGUGGAGUUCCGUGAGCGAGGACGCGUCGGUGGCCUGCACGGAAAGGACGCGGCGCGAGGAGGCUGCGAAGACCGCGGACGAGGAGGACAGGCCGCUGGUGUUUCUGUGCUCUCGCUGCCGGCGGCCUCUGGGGGACUCCCUGAGCUGGGUGACGAGCCAGGAGGACACCAACUGCAUCCUGCUGCGUUGUGUUUCCUCCAAUGUUUCUGUGGAUAAGGAGCAGAUACUGUCCAAGCGCAAAAAUGAAAAUGGUUGCAUCCUGGAGGCUCUGUACUGUGCAGGAUGUUCACUCAGCCUUGGCUACGUGUACAGAUGCACACCCAAGAACCUAGACUACAAGAGAGACUUGUUUUGCCUCAGUGUUGAGGCCAUCGAAAGUUAUAUUUUAGGGUCCGCUGAAAAGCAAAUUGUGUCAGAAGAUAAAGAGCUUUUUAAUCUUGAAAGCAGAGUUGAAAUAGAAAAAUCUCUAAAGCAGAUGGAAGAUGUUUUGAAAGCAUUACAAACAAAGCUGUGGGAGGUUGAAUCAAAAUUGUCCCUUACCAGUUGCGAAAGCUGAAGUCUCUUUUAAAUUCCCCACUCUGGAGUCCUCCGCCAAUGGAUAAUUCUUCCAUAUGUAGCGAUUCUUAUUAUAAUUUACUUUUUUUAGAACCAAAAGAAUUUGAAGUGGUCCUGUGCAUUGUAUUCUCUCUCUUGUACCGAUUGACUGAUCAAAUGAGAAGAACGUAGAAUGACCUUUCUGGAUGUUUUUGAUGGUAAAGAGGUGGUUGUCUCCUAAAUUCCAAUUUUAGAGUCAUGAUACCUGUCGGAAGUGAAAUUCAGUUUUUAUUUUGGGUAACAAAGUGCCAUGGUUUUCUCCUCUGUACCAAAUCCACUCUUCUUUAUUUCCUAUUUUUUUUAACUUUAUUUCACCUUUAAUGCUUGAACAACAUUUAAUGUCGAAUGGUAAGAAACUUAGAGGUUUUCCACCCACUGUGUGGCUGAAUCUUCUCUGAAAACUAAGGCAUACAACUCUUUGGAGAAACAGGUCAGUUGAGCUGUGUGUCAGAACUAUUUGAAACUUGGUCCAAGAGCCGAAUGGCAUGUAUCCUAGUAGGGGUAGAAUUCCGUUUGAUCCUGUGUAUUUACUACAGGAUGCCCCCUAAAUCUGACAAAAUAUCUACCAAAGGGAGUAACAGUCAUCUCUGAGGGUGGAAUUCCGGGGAAGUUUUCAGUUUUCCAAUUUUCUCUAAUGUAGACUUAGAAAAAAUAAAGGAGAAAAUAAAGGUUCAAACAAAAUGCUUUACAAUUGCUUUUUAUGAAACUGAAUUAUUUAACUGAGCUCAGAAAUCCUGGAGCCGUAAAAUCCACACAUUUACUGGGGGGGCCUGGUCAGGACAUUUACGGUGUGGGGGUCUGCUCAGGACUGUAAAGGUAACCCCAAGUUUCCCCAGCCCCCUUUCUGUUUCUGAGUACAGACAAGGCCACAUAACAUUGGGACUUAGCAUGUUUGAGUAACUAAACUCAGUUUCUGCUCAGAACGUCUCUCAUUAUGUCUGAGAAUUCUCAAAGUUGUCAUAGCAAAAGGGCCCAAGUCAGAUUAACUUGAUCCUUCAUAAGUUUUCAGUUCUUUUGAGAGGUGGUCAGCAGCCUCUAAUAAUUUGCAAAUAGUGAGCCCUCCCGGUCCCUUCUCAACACUUGCUGGCAGUAAAAUAGUCAUCCUGCCUCAGUAAGCUUGAUGAAGCCCCAAGGGUCUGUCCUUUUCUGUGCUUCAGUGGCACUGGCAUGAAAGUUCAUUUAGAACAGAUGGGAGACUAUUUUAAUAGCAAGAUGCAGCUAACUUUCUGGUUGCAGGGUAACACAAUUCUCCAACCACCACCUGCAGGGCUGUUCUAAAGAGGAAGGCAGUUUGGCUCCCUAAUUCCUUUUGCCCUGUUCUUUCUGGGGCCGGAUUUCUAGCCAAUCCAUUCACCUUGCAAACUCCUCAUUUCACCAGUGAAAAGUCGUUUCCACUAUCCACAGUGCUAACCAAGCCUCUGUUGCGGGUUGAGAAGUAAACUGCUGAAGUGCCUUUGUGGUUCUGCAAGGGAGGGCCUGUGGUUGGCCUUUCCCUGCAGACCCCCCCCCCCCGCCGCCACCACCACCUCCGGAGUUUUAUUUCCAGUGAGAUGAAGUUAAUUAGCCAUCCCUGGGGUGCCGGGGGAAGUUUGUGCACAUUUGCAUCACAUCAUCUUCCCUGAAGCAUCUAAAGGCAAAUCCCAAGAAACAGUCGAGCUUCCUCCUAAGGCUCCAUCUGCAUCUUUGGCCUCUGCCUGUGAUGUCACCGAAGCGGUGGCCUCGCCAUCACUGUGGGAGAACGAGCUCUGAGGCACCCACACGGCUUACUUUUGGGGUCCACCUGGGACUGCGUCCCCCUCCCUGUGCACUGCUCUGGGGCACUUAGAGGACAGGAGCCUUUCCUACCUUCUGGGCCGGCCUCUCCUGAGGCCACCGGUUUCCCUGAAGCCUGGUUUCCUGGCUUUUCUGGCUUUGCAUUAUGUCUCAUCCAAAUGCCCUGGUUUUUUGUUUGUUUCUCACUUGUUCUAUAAAUCCACAUACUAAAUAAAACCUAUGCUUCGA